This is a messenger RNA of Gastrolobium bilobum, 1174 nucleotides long. RefSeq lists its product as uncharacterized. NCBI's taxonomy places the organism in Eukaryota, Viridiplantae, Streptophyta, Magnoliopsida, Fabales, Fabaceae. Gene Ontology annotation, biological process: retrograde vesicle-mediated transport, Golgi to endoplasmic reticulum. Gene Ontology annotation, molecular function: SNAP receptor activity. The transcript is spliced from 9 exons. The coding region runs from base 298 to 1026 and encodes 242 amino acids. The record is from RefSeq and is a predicted model, not a curated record. Gene Ontology annotation, cellular component: endoplasmic reticulum; SNARE complex.
UUCGUCGUCGGAUCUCUGCUUCUCGUCUCUUCUUCCUACGGUCGUCCUCUACAUCUCCGGUCUCUUUCGAAUCAGAAACUUCCUUAGCUUUAGGGCUUUCAUAUAGGUUGAAUAUUUAACACUGAUUUUGGGCUUUCAACAGAGCUGCAGCUCGUGGUUCUGCUCCCGUUUCGCUUCGCAGUUACGGUUUCAUCACGCUUCGAAAAACUUCGCCGGACUCUGAUGUGAACAUCACGGUGAAUCCACUGUAGAUUGCGAUCCACCUCACUUCACUUUCUCUCUCUGCAAAGGACGAGAAUGGGAAUCAGUAAAACCGAAGUAAACUUGAGGAGGUUGCUUGCAUCUGCUACUCAGCAGCAAAACCAGGCAAAACUUGUUCAUUAUGUUGCUACUUUGCGUGAACAAUUGGAACAAUUGGCUGAAGAGAGGACACCAGAAGGCUUACCAAGGAUUUCAAAGGCUAUGUUGAAUGAUUAUUCAGAGAAGAUUGAAGCCAUUGCUUCCAAAUUGAUUAACUCUGUGCCUGACAUACAAGUAUCUGAAUCUGAAAAGGACUUUGAAAGGAAUUUUGUUAAAGAAAAUCCUUCUGAAAUCGAGGAAAAAAAGCAGAUACCCCUUUCUUCUGGAUUGAGAAGAAGGCCUAUACCUGCCUCAAGUACUGAAGAUAGAGCACAUGAGCCGGCUGAGACUGAUCACUUAUCACCUGUUAAACUGGAUGCUGCAGCACAUGCACACAUUGAAAAGCACAGAAAGCUUCAAGACGAUUUGACUGAUGAGAUGGUGGUGUUGGCUAAACAACUCAAAGAAAGUAGUCUCGUGAUGAAUCAGUCUCUGCAAAAUACUGAAAAGAUACUUGAUUCUACCGAGAAGGCCAUUGAGCAUAGCUUGGCAAGUACAGGUCGAGCUAAUGUGCGAGCAACGGCUGUAUACUCCGAGAGUUCCAAGACUUCUUGCUUAACCUGGCUCGUGAUAUUUGUGAUGACAUGUGUAUUUAUCAUGGUUGUUCUUCUAAUCCGUGUCACAUAGAGUGUAGAUCACAUUUCACUAGGUAUAAAAAUGACCUCUAUUUUAGCUUUUACCCAUAAUGUAAAUUGUCCUUCUAUUCAGAUAGUUACAUUUUAUACAUACCUUCACAAUUAAAGAACUGUGAUAUUAUACUGCGCAUCGUAUCACA